Halteromyces radiatus is the source of this 1104-nucleotide messenger RNA. RefSeq lists its product as uncharacterized. The coding region runs from base 245 to 1066 and encodes 273 amino acids. The transcript is spliced from 3 exons. The record is from RefSeq and is a predicted model, not a curated record. Lineage: Eukaryota; Fungi; Mucoromycota; Mucoromycetes; Mucorales; Cunninghamellaceae.
UUUUUUUUUCUUAAUUUCCUUUUUUCCUCUAUAGACAACUCAAUUCAAUGGUUUCUAUUGGCAGUAUUGGACUUGGUUUGCAACUUUUACUUUAUCUAUUUUGUUGUCAGUUGUCAUUCCGAUCCACCUAUUUAUCUUUCAAAUAUUAAAACAACCUCGAAUCCUUAAUGCCGCCUGUUUACUACUUUUCUUUAUCACUCUGGCGACAUGUCUUAUCUUUGACGACAAACAACCUUGGAUAGAAAUGAAAGUAGACUCUUAUACCGACUAUUUAACUGGCAUAUUUAUUCAUUGUGGCCUUUAUGAUACAAAUCAUGAUCCCAACUAUCCAGCUUUAUAUUAUCGUUGUGUGUUACUGGACUCGACAUGGCUAGUUGGAUUAUUGACUUGCUUUUUAUGGUUGGCAAUGUUUUUUGUUAUGUGGUUCUCACCUGUAUCAGCAACCUCAUUGAAAUUGUCACGUUUACAUUCUCACAAAUAUCAAAUUCCUGAUACCCAAUCUAAAGUGGAACAACCAUCACUAUCAAAAACAUGUUCUCUUCUUUCCAUAGCGGCUAAAGAAAAGAAUCUGGACACAACAACUUCCCCUUCAACGAUAAUUUCUUCACCAACAACAAAACGAUUAGAACGGUUGACCUCUUCACUUAUGAAAGCAUUACCACCAUUACAUCGAGAAAGUGACGAUACACUCUGUUUACCUAUUCACAGUAAUGCAACUACCACUUACAACUCAUCUUAUGCUUUCGAUAACGAUCUUUCAUGCGAAUCUCAUCAAGAAAAAUUACAAGUCUCUGAUAUAUGGAAUCAUUCAUCUCUCGAUUGCUCGUCCACAGAUGAUCAUGCUCACUCCUUGGAUUUGGCAUUGAUGUUAUCCCUGGUCAAUAAUAACGUCGAUGACAAGAACAACAAUCAAAUAGAAAACGAACAACAGGAAGAUGAUGAAAAUGGAGCUAUAUCAAGACGGCUGGUGAUCGCUCAUUCUUGCCCAGAAUUCAACAAGAAGAAAAUGAAGACAAUACUUAAUGAAAGAACAAAAACAAAAGAUGACACUGUCUUACGUUACUGACUUUUCUAUAUAUAUAUAUCUCCUUUUUUUUUUUUUUU